UUAUUGGACCGUCUCCAAGUAAAGAUGGUGGGCAUGAGUGUUCUCAGAUCUGCUGCUGCUUUUGCAGCCAGAUUGAGUCCUCUGAAAUCUGGAAAUAAUGCGGCACAAUUACUGUCUCGAAUCAUCCCACGCACAGAUAAAGUGGCCGUGCGUUUUGGUGGUGGUCAUGGAAAGCAAAUGUUUGUCGUCAAGUCCACUAGCUUCUACGACAGGAGAUUUCUGGGCUUGUUGAGAUAUUACCUUCUGCUGACUGGCAUUCCUGUGGCUAUCAUUAUUACUAGUGUGAAUGUCUUCAUUGGUCAGGCAGAGCUGGUUGAAACUCCUGAGGGCUACGAACCUGAGUACUGGGAGUACCACAAGCACCCCAUCACCAGGUGGAUCGCACGGACGUUGUUUGACUCUCCAGUGAAGGACUAUGAGAAGAUGAUGGCUGUAAUCCAUAACGAGAAAGAAAAGUCCGACUUGAGACUGACCCAGUUGGAGGUGAGUCGACGGAUGAGGAUGAAGGGAGACGGCCCCUGGUUUCAAACCAACACCCCCGAGAAGGAUUUAAUUGACUACGGCCACAAGUCAACACCUGACAAUUAAUCUAUCAGUACAUUCUGCCGAUCAGUCUCACUGUUUGUACAUUUUUUCCCUUCUCACGUAAAUAAAGUAUCUAUAUCGACUCCCAA
Gymnodraco acuticeps is the source of this 674-nucleotide messenger RNA. It is a transcript of the gene ndufb5, whose product is annotated as NADH:ubiquinone oxidoreductase subunit B5. The coding region runs from base 25 to 588 and encodes 187 amino acids. NCBI's taxonomy places the organism in Eukaryota, Metazoa, Chordata, Actinopteri, Perciformes, Bathydraconidae. The transcript has 6 exons. The record is from RefSeq and is a predicted model, not a curated record.